UUGUCAUUUGACAGCCCUACUUAUUACUAAUUAUUAGUAUCAGCAUUUCAGCUUUUCUUCAUUACAUUACACCUUUUUAAAAUUUGUUGUCAUUGUUGCUGUGGUUUUUUUAAAAAGAUAAACAAAUGUUACAGUGCCUGACAAAAGUUUUGUUGCUUAUCCGGACCGUAGGAAAAAUAAACACAGUAGUACCACGCAUAACGUAAACCUCCUUUUACGUAAAUUCCACUGAACGUAAAGAAUUUAUGUAAAGUUUUUGCAUCAUAUUACGGAAUAAAUUCCAUAUAACGUAAAGCAUCAAGUCGGUGCAAGUUCAGAAAUUCGAUUUGUUUAGCGCCUUCCGAUGCUUCACGCUCUCAUUGGCUAAUUAUAAGGGCACCGCCUUCGUUCUCAUCUCAUUGGCUGAUUAUCAGGGCACCGCCUACGCUCUUAUCUCAUUGGCUGACUUAUCCAGCGCAUCUGUGUGUUUGUGUGAGAGACAUGCUGCUCCCUUCAACCUCUCUUCCUCAGCGUAGUCGCCCUUAAACUAGUUUGCACGCAUCGAAAUUUCUUCUUAAUGUUUUUACUUUUCUUUGUGUUAAAAUUACCGUAAUCAUGAGCCCUAAACCAAGUGUAAGUGAUAAGAAAAAAAGGGAAAAGUUGUCGAUAGAAACCAAGCAGGAAAUGAUCCAGAAAUUCUGACGCUUCACGCUUUCAUUGGCUGAUUAUCGGGGCACCGCCUCCACUCUAAUCUCAUUGGCUGAUUAUCAGGGCACCGCCUACGCUCUCAUCUCAUUGGCUGAUUAUCAGGGCACCACCUACGCUCUCAUCUCAUUGGCUGACUUAUCCAGCACGUCUGUGUGAGAGACAUGCUGCUCCCUUCAGAUUGUGCUUGGACAAAAAAAGUCUUGUAUGUACGGUAGAAAUUAUAUUGUCCUUUGAAAACACAAACAUGCUACAAAAACAUCAGAACAUAAAGUCAGGGUGCCUCGGUAAGAAGAAUUCAUAUUGUGUAUGACGUCCAUGAGCUUGGAGGACUUAAUCGAUACUUCUCAGCAAUGACUCAUAACUAAUUGAUAAAAUGAUCUGGAAUGGCAAAGGACGCAGUCUUGCACGACUCCCAGACUUCAUGAAGAUUCUUCAGUUUGGUCUUCCAAACCUCCUCCUUCAUUUAACCCCAAACAUGCUGGAUAAUGUUCAUGUCUGCUGACUGGGCUGGCCAAUCCUGGAGCAUCUUGACGUUCUUCACCAUCGGGAACGUUGAUGUGGAGACUAAAGUGUGACAAUGAGCGCCAUCUUGCUGAAGAAUGUACCCUCUCUUGUAAUUUGGAAGGUAAUGGGCAACAAUCAUUUCGAGAGAACUAAACAAUGGUGUUGCGUUUGCCAAGGCUCACAGCUUGUAGAAAGGAUGGACAGUGGAAAAGUGGCAGAAGGUUGAUUUUUCUGAUGAAUCAUUCAUUAAACUGCAUCCCAAUCACCGCAAAUACUGCAAAAGACCUGUUGGAACCCACAUGAACCCACGAGUCACCCAGAAAACAGUCAAGUUUGGUGGAGGAAUAUCAUGGCUUGCGGUUACAUCCAGUAUGGGGGUGAGCAAGAGAUCUGCAGAGUGGAUGGUAACAUCUCUUAUAGCAGUGCUCAGAAUCCAUGACGCCUCUUGCAUUCAUUAGCAAACAAUCAUCUUUAAUCUGGAUGAUGGUUGAGACCGUCAAGCGGUUGGGACCCCAAAGAAUGUCCAAUAUUGGUGGCGUGGAAGAGUACGUGCCACGUUACUAGCUCUCAAGCAAGUAUCGUUUUUACGAACCAAAAUUAGUAUUUUAAUUCAUUUAUUGGAUUGUGUUCGGAAGCACAAAACAGCGUAACACAGAACGGCGUAAACCAAGGACUACUUGGAAACAUUUCCAAGGGGGAACAGAUUGUAAUCUUGACGGGUGGAUAAAAGGGACUUUAGCCCCAACUACUCACAUUGUGUGUUUGUUUGUUACGGCUCACACGAAACAAAAGUCACCCUGUAGCCAAAACAAUCGAGGUAAUGGCGAGUUUGGCAAUCAGCCACGAGGGACGCUCCGAGCGAUGCCGCUGGGGCAUCCUGCAAGGGAGGAGGAGGGAGUGUUUUUUGUGCAGCUAACAUGAGAAAUAAAGCCUUUUAAGUGAUCAUAGCUAAUGGUAAUGACAUGUUUGCACCUCCCAUUUGUUAGCAGGUAAAAAAGUGCAAUGUUAUCAGUGCAUCAGAAUAAUCCUAAUGGCAAUUCCUGAAUUUUGCACUUAAGUUUGGGCGUUAUAAACAGAGAAAUAAAGAAAGAAGCCACUUGUUAAGUGUUAAGAAAAGAUGUAGUUUUAUCCAACUAGUUUUUUUGCAUGGAGCACGAGGUAAAGAUGACAGCAGAAUGCUGAGUUUGUUGUGAGACUGAGCUCGUCAGACAGGUAGGUUCAGCUCCAGCCUGGCGGGGUGGAGUCAUAGUUGCCAUGGUGAUGUGUGAUGUCACCGCUGGAGGGGGCUCUUUAUUUGACUUGUAGGAAAGGGAGGAAACAAGCAAUGGUGGCAGGAGCGCUCGGCUGCAUGGCUGAGCUUGCACAUGGAUUACAUAUUUGACUUUAAAAAGACAACGUUGCCCUCAACUUCUGGAGCUGAGUGUCCAACAUUGAGAGUAGAAGCCCAAAGCACAGCCCCAGCCCCCAGCCUGGCAUCGGCGACCAAGUUGACCACCUCUCCUUGACCUCGCUGGACUCGCUGGAGGCCAUGUCUGAGGUCGAUUCGCCCACGGGAUUCACCCGGGGCAGCCGGAUACGCGCCAGCCUGCCCGUGGUGCGAUCCACCAACCAGACAAAGGACCGCUCGCUUGGGGUGCUGUACCUGCAGUACGGAGACGAAACUAAACAGAUCCGCAUGCCCAACGAGGUCACCAGCAUCGACACGGUCCGAGCCCUGUUCGUCAGUGCCUUCCCGCAAAUGCUUACCAUGAAGAUGCUGGAGUCACCCAGCGUGGCCGUAUAUGUCAAAGAUGACAUGAGGAACAUGUACUACGAGCUGAGUGAUGUCAGGAACAUCACAGACCACUCCUGUCUGAAGGUGUACCACAAAGACCCGGCACAAGCGUUCAACCACGGGCCCAGACCAACCAAUGGUGAUGCCAGGAUGCACAGUGAGAUGGUGAGUCCUCUGAGACAGCACCCCAUGGGUCCGCCAGCUCACCAUCCAUUGCAGGCAGGACUCCCCCCGUCGCCACACUCCAUGCCCCCUUCCCGAAUACCGUUCAGCCCACGGCAGGGCUCCCUGCCCGGCAACGGCACCAUGCCCAGGGAGCGACUGUCUACCGCCAACCCUCCGGCCCGCUCUAUCUCCCCGUGUCCCAGUGCCAUCCUGGAGAGGCGGGAUGUGAAGCCGGACGGGGACAUGGGUGGGAAAAGUCACAGUCUCAGCAGAGGAAAUGAGGGCUUGUACGCAGAUCCUUACCUUCUCCAGGAAGGAAGAAUGGGCAUGGCGACUGCCCACGGGCCUGGGCAUGAUGGUCCAGAGCACAGCAUGCCUGGAUUCCACCGAGCCUCUGUCCGCUCCACAAGCUCUUACAGUGGGCCCAGCCCCACAGACUCCAUUGACCACCCUUCCCUGUACAGGCAGAAGUCCAGAAACAGCCAACUGCCCACACUGGGGUCCAAGACCCCUCCCCCAUCACCUCACCGCAGGGCUGAUGUACGGAUCGUUGACAUCCAUGGCAGUGUGCCCAUAGAGAGGAGCUCUCCUGUCCGCCAGUCCUUCAAGAAGGAGGACGUGACGGGAACCAAGCCCAGAAACAACAUGGCAUCAUCCGAUCUCCAAGCUCACCUUCAAGGGUCCAUCCCGCCUUCAAGUGACAACCAGACACGAGAGCGAAUGAAGGCAAUGGAGCAACAGAUUGCCAGCUUGACUGGCCUUGUUCAGGAUGCACUUUUAAAGGGGCCUCCCAGUGAGAGACUUUCAAAGACGUCAUCUCCAGCCCACAGUGCACAAAGCUCAGGUGGCUCACCAGUGCUGCCUGCCAAGGGUAGUACGUCCAAUGCGGUUCUACCAGACAAGAACCAGGUUCCUCUCAAAGCCAACUUGCUGCAGUUCAGGAAGAAUGUUUCUGACCUCAGGAUGCAGCUUCAUCAGAUGAGACAACUGCAGCUCCAGAACCAGGAGGUACUGCGAGGCCAACUGAAGCAAGCCGAACAGGAAAUUGGCGUGAAACUUGCAGAGGCCAUGCGACGUCUGGACGACCCGGUCCAGAAGCAGAGAGCUUUGGUAGAAGAGGACCGGCAAAAGUAUUUGAGCCUUGAGGAGCGUGUGCUGGUGCAGCUCGGGGAUCUGGAGCAGUACGUGGUCUCUCUGCAGAAGGACUCAUCAGGGACUCACAGAGCGGUGACCCUAAAGGACGUGGAAGAGGGGGCUGUGACCCUGAGGAAGGUUGGAGAAUCUUUGGCAGGGCUCAAAGGAGAGUUUCCGGCCCUGCAGAGUAGGAUGCGCUCUGUCCUCAGAGUGGAGGUGGAAGCUGUCAAGUUUUUGAAGGAAGAACCUCAUAAGCUGGACAGCAUGCUGAAAAGAGUCAAGAGCCUGACAGACACACUCAGCAACCUGAGAAGAUGUGCCACUGAGGGCCCUCAGAGAGCAGCUGAUCCUUCUUCUAACAUCCCAGUGGACAGCAGCCCAUCUCUAGCAGAGGCCACUGUGGUGGAAUCCCCGCCAGCAUCAGUUACAUCUGGCUCCACAGCGCACCCACUGGACUCCCAGAGCUCCGCUGUUAAAUCAGAGCCUGCCUCUCCGGUGGUCAUUCAUCAUGUCGAGAGCUCCUUGGUCCACAUGCAACAGUCCCAGCAGUCUGCCAGUUUGUCAGCCGCUCAGCCCAGUCCCUCUCUUACUCUCAGCCCCACUCACUUCAACACCGCCAAUCCCAGCAAGAUCCAAGGCCGGGAGUCCCCCAAAGUGGUGGCCGUUGAUCCCCCCAGUCCAGCCCACCAUAAGAAGGCGCGUGGCAGCCCGGUGAACCACAACAACAGGACUGCCAGCCAAGACCUUGUGGUUGAAGAACUGCAGAAUAGUGAAGACAAACGCAAGAACAUAGCCAUGUCCAUAGAGGCAGCAGAGAAGGAGUGGGAGGAGAAGAGGCAGAACAUAGGUCAGUAUGAUGAAAAAGAGUUUGAGAAAAUCAUCCAGGAGGCCGAAGCCAACAUGAUAAAAGGCCUUCCCAGUCCGGAUGCGGCAGCUAACCCAGGACAGCUCCCUGCAAACACCCAUAGCCCCCUCCAGUCAACAGCAGAGACCCAGCGAGAGUCUCAGUUGGACAAAGAACCCAAGAAGGUCCCGGAGAAAUUCCCAAAGCCAGUCAUGGAGAAACCUGCCAAGCCAGUGCUGGAAAGACCCUCCAAGAUGGCCCCCAAACCUGCAUCCCCUGACAGUUUUAACAAGCUGGCAUCUGAAAAGGCCACCAAGUCCCCACCACCACCCCCUCCCAGGAAGACCUUCGCCAGCUCCAGCACAGGCAUGACCACAACGCGGUCCGGAGAGGUGGUCUACACCAACAGGAAGGACUCCGUAUCAGCUCAGGACGAUGAAGAGGAGGGUCCAUUACCUGCUGCCCAAAUCAAGCCCACCAAAACUGCAUCACCAGAACCGAAGAAGCCUGCGACGCCCCCUCCUGUUGUUGCCUCUGCUGUCAGGGAAGAGGAGGACGAAGGUGACAAGAUCAUGGCAGAACUCCAGGUUUUCCAGAAGUGCACAGUUCAGGAAGUAGGGGCGCAAAAUGUGGUGGACCCCACCACUCGAAUUGAAGCUCAAAUAAGAGAACUAAGAGCAGGGGCCAUGUUGCCCGUCAAAGAGAAGAAGCACAACUCAGAGCCCAAUCGUGAUGGGAAAGAUCCGGACACGGAUGAAAACGGAAACACAACUGUGCGGCAAAGCCAAGGGGUAAUUUACUACGUGACUGGAAAGAUUCCAAAAGAGCCUCCACCCUAUUCAGGAACAGAGGAAACCCAUGAACACCGGGACUCCGCCCAGUCUCCAUCACAGGUGUCAAAUGUCACUGUUAAUGACAAUUCUCCAGGCCAACUACUGUCACAGCCUCCCAAGUCACCGCCAUCCAAAUCUCCACCACCUAUUUCGCCCAAGCCUGUGGGACUGAAUGGAUUCAAACUGCCCAGGAAGCCCAUGAAACGCUCCAUGUCCCUGAAGACCAGCGCAGAGAUGGAAAAGGGGAAGAACCUGACCAGAGUCAACACAGAAAAGAAGAGUCAGUUCGUUCAGGAUUCUGUUUCUUCCACUAAGAAUGUAAAAUUGGAGCCUGUAGCAGCCACCGUAGUAAGAGUGGCGUCUAAAGGUCCUGCUCCACCCCCACCCCCCAGGAGGUCUUCAAGUGAGGACAGUCCACCUAACGAGAGCUUGGAGGAGGGAAGCGAAGAGGCAAGCCUGAGUCCUGACUUACCAGGAGAAGAAGCACCACCUCCCCCUGAUAACAUCGCCUUUAUGAUCACUAAUUCUAAAGUUCAGGCACUGUCUUGUGGCGAGUACCAGGAACUGGUCAGUGCAAAGAAAGAUAGCGUCCAGACUGUGACUGUAGGUGGCGCCACAAGCCGAGGGAGCACCACAGCAGAUCCCGACGUGCCUCUACAUAACGACUUCCACAAGAAGCCCGUCAUCAUCAUUUUUGAUGAACCCAUGGACAUCCGCUCGGCCUACAAACGCCUGUCCACCAUCUUUGAGUGCGAGGAGGAGCUGGACAGGAUGCUAGCAGAGGAGCGCAUCGAUGAGGAGAGCGAGGAAUCGGACACAGACAGGAGCAGCGGGCUGCACAUGAAAGCUGAGGGAUCUGUGGUGAUUGACGGCAAAAAGGUCAGUUCUUCUCAAGAAGACCACACCAGCUUGUCGUCGUCCUCGUCAUCAUUAGUCUCAGAAUCAACAGACGGAGUGUCCAAUGGAGACGGCAAGCAGGACGGCAAGAAGAAGUUCAAGUUCAAGUUCCCUAAGAAACAGCUGGCGGCACUGACCCAAGCCAUUCGCAAUGGCACCAAGUCUGGCAAGAAGACGCUGCAGGUGGUUGUCUAUGAGGAUGAGGAGGAAUCAGAUGGGACUGUAAAGCAGCACAAAGAAGCCAAGAGAUUUGAGAUCUCACGCUCAAAGUCCUCAGCGGACGACGUCAAAACACAGAGUCCGACCCCACUAAAAAGGCAGAACUCGGACUCCGUCUGCAGGACCAACGAAAUCCGUAAAAACACGUACAAGACCCUGGACAGCCUGGAACAGACCAUCAAGCAGCUGGAGACCACCAUAAAUGAGAUGGGACCUUGCUCCCCUGAGGACCCCAUUUAUGCCGAGGUGAAAAAGGGAGAAAAUGGGAAAGUCUCUGAAGGCGUCGGGUUGAGGAGGUCCGCUUCUCUGCCUACCUCCAGAGGGUCCGCCCUGAAGCUGGCUGGGAAGAGUUCAUUCCAGAAGAAGACUAAACCUGUGCUCCUCCCACGCCCUGUAGUCAUCCCCAGCACCACCAUCACUGACCCCAGUGCCCCCAACAUCAUCCAGCAGAACACCAGUGUCGCUUCCCCCACUAGUCGGAUGCCCGUCCCUUUGUCGGCGAAGUCCAGGCAGUCGCCGGCUACGACUGACAAAGCAGCAAAACAACAAAAACUGCAGGAAGCUCAAAGGCAGUUCCGACAGGCUAACGGAAGUACUAAAAGAGUGGGAGGGGAUCAUAAAACGACUUCCCCCACUGUACCCGUCUCUAAAAUCCCUGCUUUUUAUCCUAGCACUACUAAGAGCACCUCAGACGCCUUUAAUCCCACUAACCCUCCCUCCUCCAAGCCCUCCUUGCUGUCCCCUCACAGUGCUCGUCCCACUGCCCCCCCCUCCUCCCACAUCCCCUCCCUGUCUAACGGAUGCCUCAAACCCCCCUCACAGCACGCAGGUAAAGCUCUGUCGUUCUCCUCGCAGACCCAGAAUGGUCGAGUGCACUCCUCCUCCUCCUUUUCAUCUUCCUCCUCCUCCUCAACCUCCCCCUCCCCUCUGUCGCCCACACCUUUGGGCCCAGGUGGAAAGAGCAUCCGCACCAUACACACCCCCAGCUUCACCAGCUACAGGGUCCACAACGGCAGCAGCAGCAAAUCCUGCAUCCCAACAACCUCGGUGGCUAAGGACGCUAUUUAGACCCGCUUUGGCCCCCCUGGCCUCCUCUCUUGUAGCAGGUGGUCAAGCGGUGUUGUCUGUGUUUAUUUUUUAAGUUUGAAGUGAGGCACGCCCCCACUUCAUGUUUUAUUUUACACUGACGCUUGCUCGCCAUCACGUUUAAUAGUUUUCCUCUCAAAGUCUAUUUUUAUUCUUUUUUUGUAGCUAAGUUCAUGUAUUAUAUCUCACAGUGUACAGAUUGUGUCUUAUUUUUCAUACCAGAGCUUUGGAUAAGCAUAGUAUAUUUAAUGUGUGGGUGUUUAUGUACACAGCCCUUGUAAAUGCCUUAUAAAGACACUUUAACGACUACUUUCUCAUCAAGUUUCAACUGCCAAGAUUAAAAAAGAAAAGAGACACUGACUAAUAACAAGAGUGCCUAUUUGCCAAAGCUGUCCAAGCCUGACUCAGCCGCACCCUUUAGGGGACUUUUGGGGGGAACAUGCACUCGUAUUGUAGUCUCUAAUGUCAUGUAAAACACUCCGACGUGUACAUACAGUAAAUGCCUCCACUAAGACGAUAAGUAGUUUUCUUAACAUACCAAAGUUUAUUUGUAUGCAUGCCUAUCAGAUAUUUUAGGAGAGUGCUGUUAAAAAUAAAAAGAAUAACGUUUGCACAAAGUGACAAUGUAAAUAUUUGUUGGGUUUUUUUGUAAAGCUUUAAGUCAUAUCGCCAUGUGGUAAAAAAAAAAAAAAAGUGCAUGCUUAUAAAGCAUCAAGCUUCCGUUUUGGAUUUUCUGAUUAAA
Dunckerocampus dactyliophorus (ringed pipefish) is the source of this 8885-nucleotide messenger RNA. RefSeq names its product sickle tail protein homolog. The coding region runs from base 2720 to 8125 and encodes 1801 amino acids. The record is from RefSeq and is a predicted model, not a curated record. NCBI's taxonomy places the organism in Eukaryota, Metazoa, Chordata, Actinopteri, Syngnathiformes, Syngnathidae. The transcript is spliced from 20 exons. Gene Ontology annotation, cellular component: cytoplasm.